AUGAACGACGCCGAUGCUCAGGGUAUGGAUGAGAUGCAGGAUCACCGCUUCCCCGCACUUCGGAUGGAAAGUGGCUGCCUGAGGAUGAGGAGCCGAGUCCAGGUAUACCAGUGGAAGGAGACCGAGACCACAAGUAAGCCUGCUGGUGGUGGCGAGAUUUCGACGACCUGGUAUAACUACAGACAAAUCUGGUCUGAUACCCAGAUAGACUCGACCUCGUUCCGCGAGAAGUCGCAUAGCAACUCCAUUUCCGUCGCCGGACUUACUUGUGGCACGGACAGCCGAACCAACACCACGGUCGGCCAGGAUGGCUAUUACUUGCCGAAGGAUAUGGUCGAGCAGCUGGACAACUGGAAAAAUGCCAAUAGCCAGGUACAGACUUUGGAGUACAACGGCAACCGAUUCGGCAAUCCAUCGGAAGGGUGGUCGUAUUAUCCCGAAAGUGCGGCCCAGUCUCCGACCGUUGGUAGUGUGCGUGUGUGUUUGGAAUACGUGACAGAUGGACCAGUUUCGAUUGUGGCACUGCAAACGCAAGACGACAGGCAUCCACGUGCAGCCUCUUUCUUGCCAUACCGACUGGUCUCCCGAGGGCUCUGCUGUGGCCCCCGCGACGAAGCGCUGCAGGAUGCCCUUCUUACCCAGGGCCGCAAGAGCUCCUCAGAGCUCAAGAAGGAGGAUCUGGAAAGAGAAUUGCACGUGAACAACGUCCCAGACCCGCUUCAAAUCAUCUUUGAUCAGCAGCGGAUGGAAGCAGCGGUUCUUGCCCUGCAGGAAGAAUGGACUCUUGGCUGUAACCUCAUUGCGAAAAGGUUCGCUGCUCUUGCGCCCCCGCAGAUCUUCGCCGCUUACCCUGGGCACAGCACUGUGGCGGAGGUCUUCGACAAGCUCGCCACGUCUGUCCGGGUUUGGAAGCUGCGGCUUCUGUCCUGGCUCCUUCUCUACGCCGGCACCUACGCCCUCUUCAAGCCUUUGCUGGUGGUCCUGGACAUUCUUCCCUUCCUGGGCCCGUACAUCAGCUCUGGGGCAGGCUGGGUGAUCGGUGUAGUCGUCUUCCUAGCGACGGCCGUCCUGGCCACCUUGGUCAUCUCCGUGGCCUUCCUCCGCUAUCAACCGCUUGUCGGCUUGACCUGCAUGGCAGGAGCCGUGACUGCAAGAACUCGCCACUCAAGCCACGACGGAAUCAGCAUCGCUAGGUAG
Molecule: messenger RNA, 1197 nt
Organism: Symbiodinium sp. CCMP2456
Lineage: Eukaryota; Dinophyceae; Suessiales; Symbiodiniaceae
Source: the annotation of a GenBank genome assembly